UAAGCUUAUAAAGAAUGGCAGAAACUAUAACCAACCAAACAAUAUUCGAGGCAUUUUUCUCCCGCUGGUUAAUCAGCCAGGAACAUCACCUCCACGACCUCCUUCAACUCAUAGAAAGUGGAGAUGAACAAAACGAGCAAAUGUGCAACAACCUUAUCAGUGACAAUAUAGCCCACUACAAACAAUACUUCCAAGCCAAGAAAACACUUGUCCGACAAAACGUAUUUCUUGUGCUUGCACCAACUUGGGUUAGCUCAUUCGAAAGAGCCCAUCUCUGGAUUGGUGGCUUUAGGCCUCGUUUGGCGUUUCGAGUCGUUAUCAACAAUGUGUUUGACUUGACGGAUGAUCAAACUCAGAGGAUUAACAGAGUGAUCGCGGAGAUUAAGGAGGAGGAAGACCAACUCACCCAUGAGUUCGAUAAAGUUCAAGAGAGAAUGAUAUCUUCGUCAAUAUUGGAAUUGACGAGGCAAAUGGGAAGGCCGCCAAGGAAUGGGGCAUCAGAUCGUAACAUGGAGACAGCAGUUGAUACGCUGAAAUUGUCGAUUGAGGCUCUGGUGGAGUGCGCUGAUUUUCUGAGAAGAAAAAGUUGUGGAAAGAUAAUGGAGAUAUUGAAUCCAACUCAGUGUGUGAGGUUUUUGGCGGCGGCCGCUCAGCUGCAAGUUAAUCUAAGGAGAUUGGGGAUGGAAAGAGAUGAAAAUAGACUACAUUCUGCCUAAUUCUACUACCAAAAAAAGUUUAUUUAUCAUCUCUCUCUCUACUUAUGAGUGGUUUUAUUUUACCAGCUGAUGGUUUUCAUGUUCCCAGCUUCUCUGUUUUUGUUUCGUAUCUUUUCUUAAUGGUGUGUGUAUGUGUGAUCACGAGUCAUUUCUAAGUGAAGCAUGCUGUCGUCAUAAAUAAAAUUCUCUUUAUAUUUCAAUUGGA
Molecule: messenger RNA, 921 nt
Organism: Erythranthe guttata (spotted monkey flower)
Lineage: Eukaryota; Viridiplantae; Streptophyta; Magnoliopsida; Lamiales; Phrymaceae
Product: protein ZW2
Biological process (GO): DNA-templated transcription
Molecular function (GO): sequence-specific DNA binding
Source: RefSeq, a predicted model, not a curated record